This is a messenger RNA of Effrenium voratum, 900 nucleotides long. Lineage: Eukaryota; Dinophyceae; Suessiales; Symbiodiniaceae. The record is from the annotation of a GenBank genome assembly.
AUGGACGACACAGCCAGCGCUUCUUCGCAGGACAGCCCCGAGUUCCUGUCGGGGCGAAGCAAGAGCCAGGAGCAACUCCGGUUACUGGGCUCAAUGGCUGAGGAGGUGCAGACCGUGUCAGAGAAGCUGCUGGAGCUGGCGCGGGCAUCCGCGGACUCUGAGAAGGUGGAGGCUGCGGCACGGGAGGCACGGGAGGUGCAUCAGCUCCUCAGCAGCGAGCUCACGCGCCUGAGCGGAGACUGGCAGGACUUGGGCCGCUCAGCUUGCGUUGGCUCCUUGCGAAGGUCUCUGGACAACAGGUCUCUUGUGAACCUGGGCAACAUCUCGACACAAGAGUCGCUGAACUGGCGGCGCCAUCCUGAGUUGGCGCGGCUUUUUGGAAAGUCAGGUGACAUCAGCACUCGCUCAGUGCUGAACAGUACCUUGACGGACGCGUCUGAGAUACUCGAGGGCCUCUCGCGCCGCCGGGAGCUGCGGCGGCAGCUGAGGAAGCUGCGGCAGGCGCUGGCCGAAGCGCAGGCGGCCAGCGAGGCCCGAAGCAACCUUGGCGGCUCUGACGCGCUGGGCUUCGGCGUCAGCUCGCCUUUGGACUUCUGCGCCUCUGGGCAAAUUUGGAUCUCGAGUGAGAUCGAGCGUGUGAAGUCGGUCAGCGAUCAGCUGGCCAUUUCGAGGACAGUGCCUGGUUCAAACAAGGUCCUUCGCAGCGCGUCUGCCACAGGUUUGGGCCGUUCCAGUGUGCACUCAAAGCUCCGUCGUGGCUGGCAUGACUCGCUGGAUAUGCAUUGUUACCUGCAAGAGCAACUGCGGCGGCUAAAGAAGGGCUCCGAUGCCAGCCGGGCGCCGGUCCAAGAUCUACGCCCUGAGCCGCUGAAGCCAUUUUCAAUCCGCACGCCUUUGUAA